CUUUUUUUUUUCCUUGCCAUUUUGUGUAUACAAAGUUGAGCGAGACUCUCAACAAUUACAUCAAUUCUCAAAAGGUUAGAUUUUUUUUUUCAAUUAUUUUUAUUAUAUUCGACACCUUCUUCUUUCCUCAACUUUGUUCUUCUUCGCCUCUGUGUGUUGAAUUGAAGUGAAAAAAGAAAAAUCCGAAAAUGCCUUCUCGUUCAAAAAUUUCCCAUUACAAAUUCCUUUUGAGACACGCUUUUCAAUCAUCUCCAUUAACCAUCAACUCGCUUUCACCGGUUCCAACAAAGCUGGUUCCCUACUCAGUCCCAUUUCCAAAACCCAUUUUUUUCCACUCAAAACCCAACCUUUUUCAAUACCCAAUCUUCCAAACCUCACAGACUCAACACCCAACUCACCAGAACCUGAGAAAGUACAGUAAUGAGUCAGCAUCUGGGUUGGACGUAAACAAGGAAGUUGACUCGAUCAACCUCAAGUUUGCAGAGGCAAGAGAGGAGAUAGAGAUGGCAAUGGAAUCGAAAGAGACUGUUUACUUCAAUGAAGAAGCAGAGUGUGCUCGUGCUGCUGUUCAAGAGGUUUUGAACAUGUUUGAAGGGCUUUUGGGGAAGCUACAGGAAUCCGAAAAGUCCGCUUUGCAACGUUCGAUGGGGCUUAAGAUUGAGCAGUUGAAGGCUGAGCUUCAACAGUUGGAUGAUUGAUGAGGUUGGUUCAAAUGGGUUUUCCCAAAAUCAAAUUUUUUGGCUUUGCUUUGCUUCAUUUAUCGGACCUGAUAGAGAUGAGGGUUUAGUGAUUUUAGUGGUGACGUUUGAUUGGAUUGAAACGAUACCAUUUUGAAUAACGGGUUAGUACGUUUUACGUUCUGCGAUUAUGAUUUUGAUGGUGAUGAUAAAGGCAAAUGUCUACUAUUUAGAGGGAACAAUUUAGAAUUGUUGUAAACUUGUAUCAUCUAUGAUUAGAUGAUAACAGCAUCCUUAUUGUUUAUCUGGAUUUUAUAUUUUUUGGAUCAGUUCUUAGUUUUCCUACACUUGUUAUUGGCU
Molecule: messenger RNA, 1037 nt
Organism: Theobroma cacao (cacao)
Lineage: Eukaryota; Viridiplantae; Streptophyta; Magnoliopsida; Malvales; Malvaceae
Product: embryogenesis-like protein
Source: RefSeq, a predicted model, not a curated record